AUGUCCACUGUUGAAUCAUGGUUUAUUCCGUUCGAUAUUAUCUUAGUUGUCAGCACUGGUUUCGCUGGUCUAUCAGGAGUUAUUUUCGUGCUUAUUAUCAUUUUCGAUAAAAUAUGUCACACUGUUCCAAUGUUAUUAGUCGCCAAUACAUCAUUGACUGCGAUUCUGUUUGGAUUCAGUAUGUUCAGCUUGGCAAUGUUCACACUACAAAGUGAUCUUCGACAAGUUCAAACGUACGAUGUAUUUUGUAUCGUUCGCUCUUACAUUGCUUAUGGUGCAUGUGCAAUAUUCAAUUUCUCAUUUACUCUACAAGCAUUCUAUCGGUACCUACUGAUCACCUAUCCGAACCGUCUACUUUAUCAAUCAGCAAGAUUUCAGUUGCAACUUAUACUUCUCACCUGGAUGUACGGCUUCAUUGUUCCCAUUGAGUUUGUUGCGCGAGGUGAAGUGGUGUACAGUGGUGACAAUCAAAUCUGUCAAAUACCACUUGGACUAUCGUUCUCUAUUAUCUACAUGGCUAGCUGUGUUUAUGUAUUUCCGAUCUUCUUAACAAUGAUCAUUUAUUAUAAAGUAAUCCGUUACGUUAAGCAAAUGAAUGCUCGAACCACAUCUGUUAAUACUGUAUUGCGUGCGCGGUAUGAAUUGAAAAUGGUGAGACGUAUAAUUAUCAUAAUAGUGAUUUUAUUAGCUCUUGGUUUGACAUACUUUAUCUUCAUUUUAAUGUCGUUUUUUACAACUCCACCAAAGUACCAUUUUCGAAUUGCGUUCAUGUUUCUCGAUGUGUCGAUGGCAGGUGUCAUGCUUGUUGUGUUUAAAUUUACUGAUCAUUUGCGAAGUUUUAUGAAAACUAGAAGGAACAUGGAACAAGGCACGGUUGCAGUUAUAUGGAUCGGAUCUUGA
Molecule: messenger RNA, 900 nt
Organism: Adineta ricciae
Lineage: Eukaryota; Metazoa; Rotifera; Eurotatoria; Adinetida; Adinetidae
Source: the annotation of a GenBank genome assembly